Messenger RNA from Corythoichthys intestinalis (scribbled pipefish), 4619 nucleotides. It is a transcript of the gene flt1, whose product is annotated as fms related receptor tyrosine kinase 1. Gene Ontology annotation, biological process: vascular endothelial growth factor receptor signaling pathway; multicellular organism development; positive regulation of kinase activity. Bases 127 to 3807 code for a protein of 1226 amino acids. NCBI's taxonomy places the organism in Eukaryota, Metazoa, Chordata, Actinopteri, Syngnathiformes, Syngnathidae. Gene Ontology annotation, cellular component: plasma membrane; signaling receptor complex. Gene Ontology annotation, molecular function: ATP binding; vascular endothelial growth factor receptor activity; growth factor binding. The transcript has 29 exons. The record is from RefSeq and is a predicted model, not a curated record.
AUCCGCGCCGGGGAGCCCAAACGACGGGAACACGUCGCUCAUGAGACCCUGAAGUCGCUUCUCCACAACGUCAUCCAAAAAAGGAAUUAACAACCCACGCGGCCCAAGUCUUUUAUCAGCAAUUUGAUGAACACGAUGAACUUUCUGCUCACUUCUCUGCUUUGUGGAUUGUACGCGCUCUUUGCCGAAGGUGUAGACGAGGAGGCCAAAGGCAAAUACGCCGUCCCUGUGCUGGAGGGGACGCACGGACAGUUGGUCCUGGAGCUCAACCAGACCCUGGAGCUCAACUGCAGGGGUCGCUGGGAGCUGUCCUGGUCCUUCCCGCCCAACUUGCCUCGCGACCGACUGCGCAUGGAAGAAUCCCGCUGCGGCAAGUCCCAACGGCUGCACUGCAGUCACCUAAGAUUGCUCGACGGAGCAGGCCCUCACCACACCGGCUCCUUCUUGUGCCGGUACCGACACCGAACACAACGGCAGACCUCGGUUUACGUGUAUGUGGCAGACAGACGGCAGCCAUUUGUGGACCAUCCAGAGAUGAGCCCCGAUGUGUUGUACAUGAAGGAGAAGCAGCCGUUGGUCAUCCCAUGCAGGGUCACGCACCCCAACGUUACCAGCACCCUGGUCAAGUACCCAAACUACAGCUUGAGUCCGGACCAGCGGAACAUUUUAUGGAACAGCAAGCGCGGCUUCACCAUCCGCACUCCCACCUUCUACUACAUUGGACUUUUCUUCUGCCAGACGCUCAUCGACGGCAUCGCGUACAAGUCGCGCAAAUACAUCGUCCACAGGCCAGUGAGUAGCAUUUUGGAAAUGUAUCUGAACACCAGCAGUCACGUCCAGGCCUUAAGAGGAGAGAGGCUAGUGCUCAACUGCACUGCCACUGGAGAGCUAAACACGAGGGUUAACAUGUCUUGGGACUACCCUGGAAAGACGAGCAACCACGGCUCCACAUCCAAGCGGCUUCUGAAGCACAGAGAUCACAUGUUGUUCUACAACAUCCUGACCGUUCCCAAGCUGCAACGCUCCGAUCGCGGCCUCUACACGUGUCGAGUCAGCAGCGGGAACAAAAUCAAACAGCAGAAAGUCACGGUUACCGUCUACGAUCGUCCCUUCAUCCGAUUGAAGCCCAGACGGGGAACCGUCAUGGAAGCUCAAGCGGGGCAGAUAUCAUACCGAAUUACACCCAAACUGCGAGCGUUCCCGCCACCCGAAGUCAUUUGGUUGAAGGACGGCAUGGUGGCGGCGGAACAAUGCUCGAGAUACCACAUAGAGGGCCAUUCGCUGGUCAUACGCGACGUGGCCGAAGAGGAUGCUGGCAAAUACACGGUGCGAGUACGGAUCCAGGAGCACGGGCUCUACCAGGAUCUCACGUUAACGCUCGUAGUUAACGUGAGUCCUGAUAUUGGUGAAAAAGGUGUGUCGUCGAAAGACCCGGGCGCCGUACCAAGGGGGAGCCGACAAACUCUGCACUGCACGUCUCAAGGGGUCCCCCCGCCGCGGGUCCACUGGCUCUGGCACCCGUGUCCGCCCAAAGGCCUGUGCGCUGCUCCGACAUCCUCCUCGGCGUGGAUCCCUGUGAGCGAAGGGCUCCCCGCCACGUCCACACACAACCGCAUCCUGAGUGUGACCCACAGACAGGAAGUUCUUCUGGGAAAGACUAAGACUGUGGGCGUUGUGGUAGUGGAUGAAGCUCUGGUGUCAGGUGUGUUUCGUUGUGUGGCCUCCAAUUCUGUCGGGAUGGACCACCUGAACAUCUACUUCUACGUCUCAGAUAUUCCGGGUGGAUUCAACGUAAGCCAGGACGAAGAACCCAGAGAAGGCGGAGGUCUGCGUCUUACCUGCAGCGCUAACAAAUACCUGUACACCACCCUGACGUGGCGCCGUCUCCACCCGGCCGGUGGUGGGGGCUGGGGCACCAGCUUGCACGGGCACCCUUCCACAGGACAGUUCUCGCGUUUUCUGCGGUUGUCGUUGAGUAACCUGAGCGCCCAGGACUCUGGCGCCUACAUGUGCGCCGCCCAGCACGGCAUCACUGGGCAGGAGGCGCACCUGGUGGCGGAGGUGAGGGUGUCAGCCCUGGAACCUCCAGUGCUGCUCAACAAUUUGACUGACUGUACGGUAAACGUCAGCAGCUCUGUGACCCUGCGCUGUCGGACCAAGGGUGUCCCGACUCCGACUGUCACGUGGUACAAGAACAAACGCGCUCUGUCCGCAGGAUCUGGAAUCGUCUUGUCCUCAAAGGAUGGCUCCCUCCAUAUCGCCCGCAUCACAGUUGAGGAUCAGGGCUUAUACACUUGUCAGGCCUCCAACCAAAAGGGGACUGCAGAGAGCUCUGCCUACAUUUGGGUCAACAAUGCAUCUGAAACCGCAUCCAUGGAGAUUCCUACCCUGGCAUGCACGUGUGUCGCGGCAACUUUCCUGUGGCUUCUUUUGACGCUCCUGAUCCGAAAACUACGACAGCCCAACAGCUCUCAGAGCAAAGCCGAGUACCUGUCGAUCAUCCUUGACUCUGGAGACGGUCCGAUCGAUGAGCGGUGCGAGCGACUUCGAUACGAUCCCGACCAGUGGGAGUUCCCUAGAGACCGUCUAAAAUUAGGCAAGAAUUUGGGCAGAGGAGCCUUCGGAAAGGUGGUGCAGGCAUCUGCAUUUGGGAUAGAUAACACUUCCAGUUGCAGUACAGUGGCUGUGAAGAUGCUUAAAGAGGGCGCCACAGUCAGCGAGCACAAAGCCCUGAUGACCGAACUGAAGAUCCUCAACCACAUUGGACACCACCUUAAUGUCGUGAACCUGCUGGGAGCUUGUACUAAACCGGGAGGGCCGCUGAUGGUCAUCGUGGAGUACUGUCGCUACGGAAACCUGUCCAGCUUUCUGAAGAGCAAACGAGAGGUUUUUGGGGUAGAAACUAGAACAUCCAAAGAGAGGCUUUGUGAUGGCCAGACAACGACGCAUGAUGAUGACUCAAGCGCGCCGUUAUUCCUGGAAGAUCUCAUCUCCUUCAGCUUCCAGGUGGCUCGAGGAAUGGAUUUCCUGGCAUCCCGCAAGUGCAUUCAUCGAGACCUUGCGGCCCGAAACGUUUUGCUGUCUGACAACGACGUGGUGAAGAUCUGCGACUUCGGCCUGGCCAGAGAUAUCUACAAAGACCCCGAUUAUGUGCGCAAGGGAGAUGCUCGCCUUCCUCUGAAGUGGAUGUCUCCAGAGUCCAUCUUUGAUAAGGUGUUCACCACUCAAAGUGACGUGUGGGCUUUUGGUGUCCUGCUGUGGGAGAUCUUCUCUUUGGGGGGGUCUCCUUAUCCCGGCCUGCACAUCGACGAGGAGUUCUGCCGCAGACUGAAGGAUGGAACCAGGAUGAGAGCGCCACAGUUCAGCACGGCCGAAAUUUAUGGCAUCAUGCUAGCCUGCUGGGAAGCCGAACCUACCGAGAGACCCUCUUUCUCAGACCUGGCAGACACGUUGGGAGACCUGCUUCAAUCAAUGGUGCAAAAAGACGGGAAGGAUUACAUUCCUCUGGGCUCUCGUUUAGAAUAUUCCAAUGACAGCAAACCCAUCCCAGAAAAGCCUUUUGCUGUCACAAAUUUAAGUUACAUGCGUGCCGCCGUGGACACGUUUGAAGAGAUGCCCUGCGUUGACAAGCGUCUUGGAUCUGAGGAGGGCGACAGCGGAAUGAUCCUCCCAUCAGAGGAGCUGCGGCGAGUGUCGUGGAGGAACAAUGAAGCUCCGCGUCCCCAUGGCGACGGGUUGGUCCAAGGGGGUUUGGAAAGGGUCAUCUCUCCUCAUCCUGACGACAACUCCCAACCGUUAUGUUUUUAGAAAAGUGUAACAAUUACAGCUUGUGGUUGUAUUGGUACCUCGUAUCGUGCUGAAAGGCAGAAAGUUGCUCCUUUUACACUGAAAUUAUAUGCUGGAUAUCGAAUUGUACCUCUACUUACGAAAUUAAUUGGUUCUGGAAGUAGUUUCGUAACUUGAAAAUUCUGUAAGUAGAGACACGUUUUCCAUGUAAAAUUCAGACAUAAAUAUUUUAUAAUUCAUAAUAAUGCAUCAAGACAUGCAACAAAUACAUGCAAACCACUAAUGUAAACACUCUUGUAAAGCUGUCGGACACGAGGGGCGAAUGGAGACGCUGGGAUGCACACAUACAGUAGAGGUCCCUCUUAGAUAAUUGGAUGCUAGAAAUGCUGGGCAAUAGCUAAUGGUAAAGCAGUUAUAAUAAGUAUAUUACGUUCAGUAAAGGAGUUGCGAGUGCCAGCUACACUAUAUUUUGCCUUUCGUAUCCUGAAAUUUCUUUCAUUACAAGAGGCAAUAUUUUCCUGUUAAGGUGUGUCUUAACCUCAAAAUUCUGUAUGUAGAGACCUUCGUAAGUAGAGGUACCACUGUAGCGUAUAUGUGUGAGUGGCUAUGUCACAAUUUUGUAGGAUUUCAUACAAAACAUUAUAGUAAAACAUGUAUGUGUAUAUUAAACAAUGUUUACUAAAAGAAUAUUCAUCAUAAUGCUGUAAUGGUAAAACGCCCAUUGAGACAUGGUCAUUUUUUAAAGGGAAAAAAAAUCUUUUAAAUGGGAAAAACGCCUUACGGUGUAUGGUCAUUCUUCUUCCUACCAUACAAGGUCAUAUUUCAUAUUGUAU